CGCCUAGUGACGCCAAAGGACCAAAGGUAGUACUAGACGCUUGAGAUAAUAAAACAGCUAGAUACUGUCAUACUUUGACGUUCGCUUCUUUGCUUCGAUGUCGCUUCUUCAGGCAUACUCUUCCUUGUCAUCGAGCUCGCAAAGAGCUACGAUAUCGCACACACUUCAGUCAAUCGCUGGUGCUCCGCCUAUCGAUUCACCAUCCUGUAAAGCACUCAUUCAGCUUAUCCUCGAUGAUCUUCAGGCUGCCAUUAUCGAUGACUCUUCCAGCCGUUUAACCAGAGCCGACGCAUUGUCCGCCCUUUCUGCAGUCAAGGGACUUGGUAGAAUACCCCAUGGUGCCCAGGUCCUUGCAACAGUUCCUAACCUUAAACGUCUUAUAACGCUCGCCGUAAAACUCGAAGCUGCUCCUGAUGCUUCAAACGAAGCUUUGAAGUGCGUUGCCAACACCUUACUCCUCAGUGAACCUGCUCGCACCAGGUUACUGAGCCAAGACAUUGAUGGAGGAAAUAUAUGUGUCGACCUCCUCCAAAAAUCUACAACACCAGAAAACACCUUUCUCUCAUCAAGGAUCCUCUUCCUCUGUACUGCUUCCCCUCAACAGUCUGCUUCCUUCAUCGAAUCUAUCGUUGAGACAAACCGUACCCAUUUUCCUGGAAAUGGAACAAUAAUCGAUGUCAUCGCCCUCAAGUUGGAUGAUUUAAUUGCAUCCAUGCAAGCUGGAGUAAAGAUGUCCCGCGAUGCCAUGACAGAUCUCUUGAAGCUCACCUUCAAUCUCCUCGUACACUAUCCCAAAUUGGCCCCUUCCGAGGUGCAAUCUCCCGCCUUAGCUUGCUCUCCUCAUGACCAAAAGGUAAUGGGAGAUUUCUGGAAUUCGCGGCUUGACGGCAUCCUACCCACCCUUGUUCGUGCUUUUCAGACCAUCCCCCUUUCCUCUCCAAAUCCUCUUACAUCGCCGUUGACUCAUAUAAUUCAUUCCUUAAUUACUAUCCCUGUCGACGUGUCAUCCCGAGCGAUAUGGUUCGGUACUCGUCCACAUUCACACUCGUCCACCCCACAGCCCAGUUCCCCCGAGUCCGCCACUCCUCCUUUGGCUAGUUCAAGUCAUGAUAACCAGCCAACGCCUAAGGAGCCAAAGGCCAGGCAUAUCGAACGCGCCAUAUCGUCCGUCAUUUCAGCCGGUCGCCGGUCGCUCUGCCGCUCUUCACGUUCUACCUCACCUUCCACCGCUGACUGCGCCUCACGCGCUUAUGAACUCCUGGACACGACCCUUUCGCACUUCCUUCCAGGUGACAUCGAUCCUGACGAUCCUGCAGUGCGAGACCUGUGCAAGAUCGAUGGGGACACGUCCCUGGAUGAAAUCGUGUGCCCCCUCGUUAUUCUUAUUACACGAUUCUGUCUUGGUGACGACGAUGCCAAGACAAGAAUAAGACAGUGGCUAGUGCCUGAGAACCUGGACAGGACACAUCCUUUGGAAAAGAGAGGAGAUCUUUUAGGUCGGUGCUUGAGACUUCUUGCAUCCGUCUACCACAGCAGGUUGAAGGACUCUACGGGAGAAAUGUUAUACGCGAUGUGUGAUUCAAACGCUACGACCCUUGCUGGUUAUUUCGGAUACGGCAAUGUUGCCGGUUUCCUUUUUCACAAAGGCGUUGUCAGUGCACCGCCUGUCAGCGCAGCCUCAGGCGCACCACCAACCACUGCGUCAGGUUUACCCAUCAACCCCAUCACUGGCACUGUCGAGCAUCCCUCUGAAAAUAAUAUUGACAUGACUGAUGAAGAGAAGGAACAUGAGGCAGAGAAGUUGUUCGUGUUAUUUGAUCGUCUGGAGAAGACUGGGGCACUACCUCCGAGUCAGAAUCCCUAUCGCAAGGCGUUUCAAGAGGGAAAAAUGGGUUGAUCUCAAUCAGAAAUAGCGGAUACGAAGUUAUCAUGGACUUAUGAUAAUAACUUACUUAUCGAUACCAUUCCUUGUUUUUUUUCUUACCUUGAAUUCACAGUUAAUGAAAU
This is a messenger RNA of Suillus clintonianus, 2007 nucleotides long. Its product is annotated as guanine nucleotide exchange factor. Gene Ontology annotation, molecular function: G-protein alpha-subunit binding; guanyl-nucleotide exchange factor activity. Gene Ontology annotation, cellular component: cytoplasm. The coding region runs from base 98 to 1897 and encodes 599 amino acids. The transcript has 7 exons. Lineage: Eukaryota; Fungi; Basidiomycota; Agaricomycetes; Boletales; Suillaceae. Gene Ontology annotation, biological process: G protein-coupled receptor signaling pathway. The record is from RefSeq and is a predicted model, not a curated record.